CUUGCUGAUUGGCUGAUUUAUUUGUGUGAGUCCUUAUAAUCUAUGAUCAUACACUUGGAAGUGGAUAUGUAGCUUUUAUAAUAGUAAAUAAUUCGUACACCAGGCACUUGUAUUUAUAUAUUGAAAAAUAAUUCAUGAUGGUAGGUUUGCAAUAAAGCAGAAAAUUAUUUUUGUUACAGAUAUGGAGCAGAGUAAGAAAACUGAGAAGAUAAAAAAAUCAGUGGACUUUGGUAUACCAGUGACAGGUCCAACUCUCGACCCGCGACAACCAAUGGGUCAGCAGUGUCGCCAACUCCUGGUCAAAGAGGCCGGGCACAGGGUCAUAUCUGGGGUGUUUACAGCUCCCAAAUCAAACCGACGCCACUUUAUCUCCCUUAUCUAUGACAUCGUACAUCUAGGGGAUCAUGAACUACACAUGAAGUUAGCAGAAUUUGGCUGUAUGCAGAAAUUACUAGACUUCAUAAGAGUCAACACCGACAGUGAACUUCUCGAGAUUAUUGGGCUGAUCAUAGUCCAGAUGUUGAUAAAGAGUGACCCACGCUUGAGACAGAUAUUUGAUCGCCAUGGUGGCACAAGGCUGAUGAUGACCAUGAUGUCUAAGUACAGCAGUGGACCACUCAGGGACGAGAUCAAGAACACCAUGAGAACAGUGUCCAGUACUG
This is a messenger RNA of Mizuhopecten yessoensis (Yesso scallop), 662 nucleotides long. RefSeq lists its product as uncharacterized. The transcript is spliced from 3 exons. Lineage: Eukaryota; Metazoa; Mollusca; Bivalvia; Pectinida; Pectinidae. The record is from RefSeq and is a predicted model, not a curated record. The annotation marks the transcript as partial.